Mycena citricolor is the source of this 1453-nucleotide messenger RNA. NCBI's taxonomy places the organism in Eukaryota, Fungi, Basidiomycota, Agaricomycetes, Agaricales, Mycenaceae. The record is from the annotation of a GenBank genome assembly.
GCGGACUUGGGCAGGAAGCUCAAUGCCGCCCUCUCUUCUCUCAACCGGGCCCCUGUAGUCGACGAGAAAGUCGUUGAUGCGACACUCAAAGAAAUCACAACCGCUCUCCUCGAAUCCGACGUCAAUGUCAAACUCGUCCAGUCACUCCGGCAGAAAGUCAAGACGAAAGUCAAGGCUUCGUUGGAGGCUACCGCCGACAAAACUAAAGAAUCUGGAAGGAAGAACUUGAUACAGAAGGCCGUGUUCGAUGAACUGGUCGCUUUGGUGGAUCCUGGGGUGGAGCCAUAUAAGCCCAAGAAAGGGCAGGCGAAUAUUCUCAUGGCAGUAGGUCUGCAGGGAAAUGGCAAGACGACGACGUGCACAAAGCUGGCAGUUCAUUACCAGAAACGCGGGUUCAAAUCAGCCAUCGUCUGCGCUGAUACUUUCCGAGCAGGGGCUUUCGAUCAGACUCGACAGUCCGCCACUAAGGCCAAAGUAGCGUAUUUUGGCUCCUACACGGAGACAGAUCCUGUCACGAUUGCCGCACAAGCAAGAGUCGGAACUGUUCCAAGAAAUGGUUCAGAUUGGGGAGGCGGUUCAACCCAACCAGACGAUCCUCAUUCUCGAUGCCAGCAUCGGUCAAGCGGCUGAAGCGCAAAGUCGAGCAUUCAAAGAUAGUGCCAAUUUUGGGGCUAUCAUCGUAACGAAAAUGGAUGGGCAUGCUAAGGGUGGUGGUGCUAUAUCAGCAGUUGCCGUGACCAAGACGCCGAUCAUCUUCCUGGGUGUCGGAGAACAUCUGCACGAUCUUGACCGGUUCUCACCGGAGCCUUUCAUCUCAAAACUGCUCGGGCUGGGAGACAUGCAAGGCCUGAUGGAACACAUGCAGGACAUGGCUGCUGCAAAUCCGGACAAGCAGCAAGAAAUGGUCAAGAAACUGGAGGAGGGAAAACUGAGUAUCCGCGACUGGAAGGAGCAGAUACAGAACGUGAUGAAUAUGGGACCCAUCAGCAAGAUCGCGUCGAUGAUACCAGGCUUACCGCAGGAAUUGAUGGCAGGGAGUGAGGAAGAGGGCACUCAGAGAAUGAAGCGGAUGAUCUACAUCACAGACAGCAUGACCACGGCAGAGCUCGACUCGGAUGGCACACCCUUCAUGGAGACAGGCAAGGACGGGAAGCCUACUGGAGUGACAUGGCGAGUGACCAGGGUUGCUCGAGGCAGCGGAACGAGCGUUAGAGAAGUCGAGGAGUUGCUGGUCCAGUAUCGGAUGAUGGCGAACAUGGCAAAGCAAGCGGGUGGCAAGAACGGAUGGCUUUCUGCGAUGCAGAAGAUGCAAGCUGCGGCUGGCGGCAAGGGCCGCGGCCUGAAUGGCGCACCGACACCUGCACAGAUUCAAGCCAUGCAGGUGCGCAGCAGUUAGCUCUCUUCCAGCUCUUCCUUCCUAACGCACAACACAGAGGGCGAUGCCUCCGGGGAU